GCCAGCGCGUAGAAGAGACUCGCGCGCUCCCGGCUGCUCACUGGCUUUGCGGCCGCGGCGGCUCCUCUGUGGGGUCGAGCCGGAGAAAGGGUCUCGGGCGGCUGCCUGGGCGGCCUGCGAACCGACGGACCGAAGGGUGGGCUGAGCGGCGGGCCCCGCGCCCGCUGUCUCCCCUCCGCCAGCGCCCGGCGGCGCUAUGGCCUCUUCCCCGGGCUCGGGCAGCGCCAACCCGCGGAAGUUCAGUGAGAAGAUCGCGCUGCACACGCAACGGCAGGCCGAGGAGACGCGGGCCUUCGAGCAGCUCAUGACCGACCUCACCCUGUCGCGGGUUCAGUUUCAGAAGCUUCAGCAGCUGCGCCUGACACAGUACCACGGCGGGUCCUUACCGAACGUGAGCCAGCUGCGGGGCAGCACGUCGGAGUUUCAGCCCUUCCACCAGGUGGACAGCAUACGCGGGACCCGCCACCACGGGCUGGUGGAGAGGGCCUCGAGGACCCGCUACCACCCCCUCCACCGGCGUCCAGCCGACAAGCCGGGACGACAAUUUGAUGGAAGUUCUUUUGGAGUCAGUUACCCCUCGCAGCCCCUGGAUGAGAGUUGGCCCAGGCAGCACCCUCCUUGGAAAGAAGAAAAGCAUCCUGGCUUCAGGCUGACGUCUGCACUUAACAGGACCAAUUCUGAUUCUGCUCUUCACACAAGUGCUCUGAGCACCAAGCCCCAGGACCCCUACGGAGGAGGGGCCCAGUCGGCCUGGCCAGCCCCGUACUCGGGUUUCUGUGACGGUGAGCAUGCCGGACGGGGGGAAGUGGUGCCUUUCCCGGGCCCGGGCCAGGGCCUGCUGAAAGAAGAGAACCUGCUGACCGUUCCCAAGCCGCUGCCCAAACAACUGUGGGAGACCAAGGAGCUUCAGUCCCUGUCCGGGCGCCCCCGAUCCUGUGAUGUUCCAGGUGGCAACGCUUUCCCACACAACAAUCAAAACAUGGGCCUCACACCCUUUCUGGGGACCCUGAACACCGGAGGGUCGCUGCCGGAUCUGACCAACCUCCACUACUCGGGGCCCCAGCCGGCCUCCCUGGACCCCGGCGACCACCUCUUCGGGGGCAUGAGCAUGGGGAACAGUGUGGGCAACCUUCCUGCUGCUAUGACUCACCUGGGCAUAAGACACCCUUCUGGUCUCCAGAGUUCCCGGAGUAACCCUUCCAUCCAGGCCACGCUCAAUAAGACAGCGCUUUCCUCUUCCAUGAACAGCCACCCACAGACAUCUGCUCCCAACACCUCUGCUCUGCAGCCUUCACUCCGUCUCUUUUCCCUCAGCAACCCGUCUCUUUCCACCACAAACCUGAGUGUCCCUGCUCGGCGCCGACAGCCGCCCGUCAGCCCUCUCACGCUUUCUCCUGGCCCAGAAGCACAUCAGGGUUUCGGCAGACAGCUCUCUUCGACCAGCCCACUGAACCCGUAUCCUGCCUCGCAGAUGGUGCCCUCCGAUCGAAGCCCACUUUCCUUCCUGCCGAUGGAAACGCAAACUCAAAGGCCCCCGCCGCCGCCUUACCCCUCGUCCCAGCAGCUCCCCCAGCCUCUCCUGCAGCAGCCCUGCAUCCAAGAGCCCCCUGCCCAGCAGCCGCAGGCAGCCUCAUCGCUGCCGCAGCCAGAUUUCCAGCUCCUCCCGGACCAGGGCUCCACUUUGACCAACUUCUUCCCAGAUGUGAGCUUUGACCAACAGUCCAUGAGACCAGGCCCUGCCUUUACUCAGCAGGUGCCCCUGGUACAGCCAGGUCCCCAAGAGCCACAGGAUUCAUUUCCUUUGCGACCAAACCUGUACUCCAACUGCGGGAAUUUCCCAAGCAAUGCCUUGACAGAAGACUCCAAUGCCAGCCUCUUCAAAGACCUCAGCGGUGCACUGGCGGCCAUGCCUGAGGUCAACCUGAGUGUGGACACUGACACUCCAUUUCCAUUGGAAGAAGAUCUCCAGAUUGAACCCCUGAGCCUGGACGGACUCAACAUGCUAAGCGACCCCAGCAUGGGCCUGCUUGACCCCAAUGUUGAAGAGACGUUUCGAGCUGACCGACUGUGAGCAGAAUAGAACAGAACAUUAGAACUUAUAUCUGAAACAGCUAAAAUAAAACAGAAUACAGUGGAGCCAAAUACACCCCUGGGCUUUUGUUGUCUUGGGCUUCUGACGCGGAAAGAACCGAUUCUCCUGCUCCUGGCUUUCUGCUGAGGUCCGUUCUCAUAUACUGUGGCCUAUUCCAGACGGCGGAGCGCUGCACUGCCUCUCCGGCCUGUGGCACCCGUUAGUGGCCAAAGGCGGGCUGACUCGGAGCUUCCAAAGGGGUGGUGAUCACAGUCACCAUCACAUCUUUUUGUUGGCUGUCUAGUUGGUCCGUGUGUGAAAGUAGCAAAGACCACCGACCGGAGGGCCCAGCAGCGCUGUGCGGCGUUCGGAACCACUGAUCUCACUAGACACUGAGGACGGGACCUGGCUGCUGUGGGCGGUGGUUGGGCCGCAGGCCUUCUGGAGUUGGCCCGGUGGGGAGCAACGGUACCACAGCACCGCGGGCCUUCUCCGAUCUCAUCGUCACUGCCGGGCACCUGCCGGCUCGUGGCGGGGGUUCAGGGAGGCCCGGAGAGCCACUGCGCCCUCACCCUCAGAUGCCUUAAUUCUAAUACGAAGAAUUUGCACCGUGAGUCCCAGAACAGACUGGAGUUAAGCUGGAUGGUAUUUUGUUUUCUUCCCAGUUGUAAUCUCUUUUCUGCUGCUUCAGUUCCCCUUUUCCUAUGGACAAGGGGAAAGGGAAGACUAUUUUAUUCAGUCACUGAAGAAAAGUCCCCUGCUAGUGGAUGAGCCUGAAGAGAAAGAACAGUGCUUCUUGCUGGCUGUGGAAGCAAGAUGGGGGCCAGAAGGCGUCUCGCAGACACGCCCUGGACUGCCCCAGACGUGCGCAGGCCUCCUCCCGGACAGACCCCCGGAGGGAACGGCUGCAGGUUUGACUCAGCCGUGAGCCACGCGGCAGCAGAGCGAAGCUCUUUCUCUGUGGGACGGGAGUGUUGACUCCUCUGGACCCUAAGCCCCCUGAGGGCAGGCAGGGACUGUGCCUUACUCAUCAUUGAAUGCCUACUACCAACAAGUGCCUGGCACUGAACAGGUGCUCUGUCACAGCAUGUCAAAUGCGUGAAUGAAUGUACUCGUGGAAGGACGUGUGAGAGAAUGCGUGGAGGGGUGCGUGAACGAGUGAAUCCGCCUGCUGUGAGGCAGUCUGAUCUUUAGCUCUCCCUGUUCCUCGCCAAAUCUUCUCGGAGCUGUAGCUUUUCAGACACUUGUGCCUGUGGUUAAGUCAAGCAUGCACUUUAAUAUGCUUUUAACACUAGGUGACCAAACCCACCGUUAGACGUUAGAUGCUAGACGUCCACCUGCCUGUCUCCCUUGGGCUGUGCUCCACAGCAGGUAGGUGCGAACUGUCUCCUGAGGGCGGUCAGCCCCGCUGAGUGAGCAGAGGCCUCCCAGAUGCCUCAGGGGUCCUGGCAGGCCCCACCUCAAAGUGCUUCCCUCUCAGAUCCAUAAUUUUGCUCUAAAUUGCUUUAAAAUAGACAUUCAUUCUUUGAAGUUGAAGAAAUUCUGUAGUAAAAUGAAGGCCUGAGUCGUGAAAUUAUCAUUGGUUAUUAAUAUCUUAGCUCAGAAUAGGAUUACCAUAUUUCCACCACUGCCUGCCCCCUCUAACUUAGGCUAGGCCAGUCCCUGACCAGAAGCCCAACAGGUGGAUUUCAGGGGGCCCAAGGGGGCGGGGCCUGCUGAACACCCCUGGGGAGGGGUCCGGGCAGAAUUCGGGCGUGGCAGACCAGGUAGGGAGGACAGGGCCACUGAAGGAGAGGUGAGACAUCCCGGAACCUUAGCCACUGCCCUUCCAGGAGAUACCAGGAGUGUCCCUCCCUGAAGGUUGCUAGGCUGCUCCCAGCCCAAAGCAGCAGGGCUGGGUCACGCAGGUCUGAACCGGACACCUGUGUGCCUUAUGGCAGGAAGAGCCUGUCACAGGGCCCUGGGCUGCUAACCUCUCCUGCUGGGUCCCAUUCCUCUUCCACCUGCAGGGGGCUUGCCUGCCCUCCUUCCGUUCUGACGGCCCCAGUGGAGUGCCGCUCCAUCUCAUUGCGGAACCCAAGUCUUCCCACUUCACGUCAGCCCCCAGUCCCCACUGUUGAGCCAGGAAAUCAAACCAGAGUCCUCCUUGCUGAGUGCCGGCCCAGGCAGGGCACAUUGGCCUCCCCCUCCCAGCUUUAUUCCAAUUGAACUUUCAUAUCCCUGUCUACUCAACACCUCAGAAGGGUGUGGGGAGCGACUCGGUUAAAGUAAAGGGCCUUUUCUUCUAACGGUACGCAGCACCCCAGUGUGCCAGAGGAAGCCAACUGCUUGCUGCCUUUCCCGUGUCCAAGGCCCCCGACAUCUGGUCUGGCCUUUCAGACAGGGAGCGGUGCUGAUGUUAGAAGAGGUUUUUUUUGAAGACUGGAGCUCCCGGCAUCAUUCAGAGUGCCUUACGCACAGGGUCACCGGGGCGGGUGUCCCAGCUCGCUCUGCCCGUGGGCAGCCCCACUUCACAGGCCUCCAGGAUGACCGUGCUGCUCGGGGCCUUUCUCCAGGCGGCUCCUGGCCUGGGGGAUCCCCGGAACAGUGACCCAUUUGGGGGAGUAUAAGAAUGACAGUGAGGUUUAGCACUGGAUUAAAUUUAUCCUUAGGUCCAUCCGUCCAAUCUUUUCCUGUGAAAAGGCCUUGGGCAUUGCACAACCCACUUCUCUUACCUGGUGUCCCGGGCAGGUCGCUGCCGUGACCGUUGGCGGUAAGUCUGCACUCACUGGUGCCUUUAAAAAACUGGGUGUGACCCUCAGCACCCAAAGUGGCUGCAUACUAAAUAUUUUGCAAUAUUUAGAGUUGUUACAAGAAAUCAAUGGCUAUCCUACUCAUUUACUAGCAGUUAAACAGCAUAGAACUAAAGCCUACCUGUGUUUCCAGUCUUUUCUUUCUGUACGGUUGUGGUUUUCAGAACUUAAGGUGUUAGGAGAAAUUUUCUUGAUCAUGUCAAGAUGAGCAUAAAUUCUCCUUUGUCCUGUUUCCUUUCUCCUAAGUCUGCUGUACAUUACGUGAGCUGAACAGUGUGUAUUCCAGUCUGUUUGCAUAUCUGAAGAUGUUUCCAGUUCUGACUCUCGCCAGCUCUUAGGAUUUUUGCACAGACGGUCCUGAGCAAGUUCGCAUUGCUUGUGACCGGACCGUCACAGCAACUAAUCAGCCAGUGUCCUAGUUAAACAGACCCCCUGUUAAACAAUAUUUAAAGAUUGGAAUUUGUAUAAAGUAGCUUCCAAGUUUUAUAAUGUAUCAUGUUACAUCUUUCGUAAUUAAAAGCACAAUGAGGUUGUAUCUGCA
Messenger RNA from Artibeus jamaicensis (Jamaican fruit-eating bat), 5404 nucleotides. It is a transcript of the gene CRTC3, whose product is annotated as CREB regulated transcription coactivator 3. Gene Ontology annotation, molecular function: cAMP response element binding protein binding. Gene Ontology annotation, cellular component: nucleus; cytoplasm. Bases 197 to 2071 code for a protein of 624 amino acids. NCBI's taxonomy places the organism in Eukaryota, Metazoa, Chordata, Mammalia, Chiroptera, Phyllostomidae. The record is from RefSeq and is a predicted model, not a curated record. The transcript is spliced from 15 exons. Gene Ontology annotation, biological process: protein homotetramerization; positive regulation of transcription by RNA polymerase II.